Molecule: messenger RNA, 1593 nt
Organism: Galeopterus variegatus (Sunda flying lemur)
Lineage: Eukaryota; Metazoa; Chordata; Mammalia; Dermoptera; Cynocephalidae
Product: afadin- and alpha-actinin-binding protein-like
Exons: 6
Source: RefSeq, a predicted model, not a curated record
GUUAUUUCUGAUGUUGAAGAAGAUGCCGGGGAACUGAGCAGAGAGAGUAUAUGGGAUCUUUCCUGUGAAACUGCGAGAGAGCAGCUUACAAACAGCAUCAGAAAACAGUGGAGAAUUUUGAAAAGUCAUGUAGAAAAACUUGAUAACCAAGUUUCAAAGGUACACUUAGAAGGUUUUAAUGAUGAAGAUGUAAUCUCAAGACAAGACCAUGAACAAGAAACUGAAAAACUCGAGUUAGAAAUUCAGCAAUGUAAAGAAAUGAUUAAAACUCAGCAACAACUUUUACAGCAGCAGCUUGCUACUGCAUGUGAUGAUGAUACCACUUCACUAUUACGAGACUGUUAUUUGUUGGAAGAAAAGGAACGCCUCAAAGAAGAAUGGUCUCUAUUUAAAGAACAAAGAAAGAAUUUUGAGAGAGAAAGGAGAAGCUUUACAGAAGCUGCUAUUCGCCUAGGAUUGGAGAGAAAGGCAUUUGAAGAAGAAAGAGCCAGUUGGUUAAAGCAACAGUUUUUAAAUAUGACUACCUUUGACCACCAGAACUCAGAAAAUAUGAAACUUUUCAGUGCCUUCUCAGGAAAUUCUGAUCUGGACAAUCUUCUGGUGCACUCGAGGCAACGGCAAAAGAAGCCUCAUAGUGUGUCUAAUGGGUCUCCAGUUUGCACAGCUAAACUCACUAAGUCUCUUCCUGCUUCACCCUCAACUUCAGACUUUUGCCAGACACGUUCCUGUGUAUCUGAACAUAGUUCAGUCAAUGUACUGAAUAUAACUCCUGAAGAAACUAAACCAAAUCAGGUUGGAAGAGAAUGUACAAAUCAGAAGUAGAGCAUUUCAUCAGGACCUGGACCACAGGAAGGUUGCUGUAGUGGAUGCUCCUUGACCUACACAAAUUCUCAUGUAGAAAAAGAUGACUUACCUUAGACGUGUGGACUGGAAGUUUUUUCAUUAACAUGUUCAUCAAAUUUCACAUCUCAGUUGAAACAGGGUGCAUCAUAAAGUCAGUCAUCUCUAAUAAUUGAAGUUGGUCUGAGUUGUUUGGAUUUCCCUGUCUUCCCCUCAAGGAGCUGAAAUGUUAAAUCUAUUUAAAAGGAUAUAAAAGCUUUGGAUAUGUAUUUUUAGUAACAGAAGCAUCUGGUUCUGUGAAUGAAGGAAUGUAUAGAUAUUUGGAUGGAAACAAAAGCACUAGAAAGAGUUUCCUCUUAUAGGUAUUAAAAAUAGCACUUUUAGGAAACCGAUUAUUGUAAAUGUUUAAUUUUUGUCUCAAAUAUAGUUGGCAUUGGAAGUUUAGCCUUUACUUGAAUGUAUACUGUAGAUUUUUAACAAAACAAGUUCUAUAUUUAUUAUGUUUAGUGUGAUUUGAAAUUACCUCUUUCAUAUGUUUUAAAUAAAGUGAAAUUUAUGUAUGUUUUGUACAUAGAUAUAUAUGAUUAUGUUAAGAGGCUUUAAGAUUAAAAAAUUUCGCACAACCUUAGGUAUAGUGUUUCAUGCCAAUAAAAUUACUUUAGUGGUAUUCUGUUUACAAAUGUAUUGGGACCAUUGCCACAUUACAUUUAAGAAUAUUUUUAAUCCAUCUGGGCAAUAAAUAUUCAAAGCUGU